Messenger RNA from Limanda limanda (common dab), 2362 nucleotides. It is a transcript of the gene ece2b, whose product is annotated as endothelin converting enzyme 2b. Gene Ontology annotation, cellular component: plasma membrane. The transcript is spliced from 19 exons. Lineage: Eukaryota; Metazoa; Chordata; Actinopteri; Pleuronectiformes; Pleuronectidae. The record is from RefSeq and is a predicted model, not a curated record. Gene Ontology annotation, biological process: protein processing. Gene Ontology annotation, molecular function: metalloendopeptidase activity.
CGGGGAGGAUGGGCAGGCAGAUCCGUCGCUAGCGCUGUGUUUGCAGAGACGCAGCUCCAGGAUGAGCGUAGCGCUGCAGGAGCUGCGGAACACUAUGUCCAGCUAUAAGCGAGCUACCUUUGAUGAGGACGAUGUGUCGGACUCUCCAGCUGAGGCCUCGUCUCCUGACAGAGUGGAGGUGGGAUUCAGGAAGACAGGUGUGGACGUCCUCAGCCGGAGGACACAGCUGGAGCUUCUUCUCUCUCUGCUCCUAUUGGCUGCUCUCCUUGCUCUGAUCUGAUGUGUCCAUGUGUCUCUCCCAUGAUGCUGUGCAGACAGUGGGCGUGGCCUCUGCCUGUCGGAGGUGUGCGUCACAGUAGCCAGUCAGAUCGUGGAGGCGAUGGACCGCGGCGUGGACCCGUGUCAGGACUUCUACCAGUUCUCCUGCGGAGGCUGGAUGAGGAAGAACCCGCUGCCGGACGGACGCUCGCGCUGGUCGACCUUCAACAGCAUCACGGAGCAGAACCAGGCGCUGCUCAAACACCUGCUGGAGAACGGGACGUUUAACGGCAGCAGCGAGGCGGAGAGGAAGACUCAGUCGUACUACUUGUCGUGUCUCAACACCCAGAGGAUCGAGGAGCUGGGAGCUCAGCCUCUCAUUGACCUCAUCGCCAAGAUCGGGGGCUGGAACAUGACGGGUCCCUGGGAGAAGGACAACUUCAUGGAGGUCCUGAAGGUGGUUUCUGGUCCAUACAGAGCUCUGCCUUUCUUCAGCGUUGGAGUCGGCGCCGAUCCCAAAAACUCCAACAGCAACGUCAUCCAGGUCGACCAAUCAGGGCUUUCCCUUCCAUCCAGGGACUAUUACCUCAACAAGACGGCCAAUGAGAAGGUGCUGGUGGCGUACCUGGAGUACAUGGUGGAGCUGGGGAUACUUCUGGGUGGGGAGAGGAGCUCCACCCACAUUCAGAUGCAGCAGAUUCUGGACUUUGAGACGGCGCUCGCCAACAUCACCGUCCCACAGGACCAGAAACGAGACGACGAGAAGAUGUACCACAAGGUGACCAUCGCAGAACUACAGCUCCUGGCGCCGGCGGUGGAUUGGUUGGACUUCCUGUCCUCCGCUCUGUCUCCUCUGGAGCUGAACGACACUGAACCGGUCGUCCUGAACACCAGAGAGUUUGUCCAGCACGUGUCCGAGCUCAUCAACAAGACUGACCGCAGCGUGUUGAAUAACUACAUGAUGUGGACGCUGGUCCAGAAGAGCGCGGCCAGUCUGGAUCAGCGCUUCGAGAACGCUCAGGACAAACUGCUGGAGAGUCUCUAUGGAACCAAGAAGUCCUGCACCCCCCGCUGGCAGACCUGUAUUGCGUACACUGACGACAAUCUGGGCUUCGCGUUGGGAGCGCUCUUUGUUAAGGCGACGUUCGACAAACACAGCAAAGAGAUCGCUGAGGAGAUGAUCAACGAGAUCCGAUCAGCGUUCAAGGACGCUCUGGACCGACUCAUCUGGAUGGACGACCAGACCAGACAGGCUGCAAAAGAAAAGGCAGAUGCGAUCUACGAUAUGAUCGGAUUCCCAGAAUUUAUCUUGGACCCAAAAGAGCUGGAUGACGUUUAUGAUGGGUACGAUGUGUCAGACGACAGCUUCUUCCAGAACAUGUUGAACUUCAACAACUUCUCAGCGCGAGUGAUGGCCGACCAGCUGAGGAAGACCCCCAACAAAGACCAGUGGAGUAUGACUCCUCCCACAGUGAAUGCCUACUACAUGUCCACUAAGAACGGGAUCGUCUUCCCGGCUGGGAUCCUCCAAGCUCCUUUCUACGCCCACGACCACCCAAAGGCGCUGAACUUCGGAGGAAUCGGGGUGGUGAUGGGUCACGAGCUCACUCACGCCUUCGACGAUCAGGGUCGCGAGUACAAUAAAGAAGGAAACCUGAGGCCGUGGUGGCAGAACUCGUCUGUGGAGGCGUUCCGUCAGCGGACGGAGUGCAUGGUGGAGCAGUACAGCCGCUACACCGUCAACGGAGAACACGUCAACGGAAAACAGACGCUGGGAGAAAACAUCGCUGACAACGGCGGCCUGAAGGCUGCGUACCAUGCCUAUCGGUCGUGGGUCCAGAGAAACGGAGAAGAGAAAAUACUUCCUGCCGUCAACCUGACCAAUGACCAGCUCUUCUUUGUGGGAUUUGCUCAGGUGUGGUGCUCAGUUCGGACACCAGAGAGCGCUCACGAGGGCCUGGUGACUGACACCCACAGCCCCCCCAGAUACAGAGUCAUCGGGACGCUCGCCAACUCCCCGGACUUCAGCCACCACUUCAGCUGUCCCACCGGGACGCCCAUGAACCCGGGGACGCGCUGUGAGGUCUGGUAGACAGACUGAAGG